AAGGGACACUAUGAGCUCAUAAGGAGCUCGGUACUGCUCGCCCCUUACUUCCUACUAAACCUUCAACAUCAGAAACUUGGCUAACACGCAAUCGAUAGGCCCACCACUCUCAAAAGAAAAUCGCUAUGAUUUUUAUAAACCUAGACAAGAUUAUCGGAGCCUAAUUCAACCUCAAGUUUAAAUCACAAUGGCUCUUAGCUUCUUCCUAGAAUCCUUUAACCUCUCCCCCACCGCCACCAUCCUCAUCACCAUCCUAACCCUCGUCCUCACCCUACAGCACCUCUCCCAGCGCAAGCUCGACCCGCGGGAACCCCGCGUCCUCGCGCCGCCCGUCCCCGUGAUCGGGCACCUUCUCGGCAUGGCGCUGCUCGGCGGGCGGUACAUCAAGAACCUGGGGAUCCGGCACCGGGAACUGCCCAUCUUCACGCUUCCCGUCCCGGGGUCGCGCAUCUACGUCGUCGCGGACCCGUCCCUCGCCGCCGCCGUGCAGCGCGCGUCCAAGGUCCUCUCCUUCACGCCCAUCGUGCCCGACGUGACCGAGCGCGUGCUGGGGCUCGACCACGCCACCAUGGAGAUCACGCGCCGCAACCUCGAUCCGGCCCCCGGCGACGAGCGGGGCUUCCUCGCCGACAUCCAGGACAUGGUGUACGCCUGGCUCGGGCCGGGCUCCUACCUCGAGGAGCUCAGCCUCGCCGCGGCCCGCGAGAUGCGCGACGAGAUCUCCUCCGUGCCCCUAAACCCCGCCGAGCCCACGGACCUGCUCUCCUGGGUGCGCCACCUCGUCACCGUCUCGACGGCGAAGUACCUCUACGGGCCGCAGAACCCCAUCGCCGUGGACCCGUCUCUGGAAACCUCGUUCUGGGACUUCGACCACGGGCUGGGCGCCCUGCUGAUGAACAUUCUCCCCUCGAUCACGGCUCGCAAGGCGUACUUGGGCCGCGAGAAGUUAUCAACAGCGUUGCUUGCGUACCUAGAAGCGGGCCUGCAUAAGACGGGAUCAGCGAUCGUGCAGCAGCGCGUGGAGAUCGCGCUCGGGCACGGGUGGACGUUGCCAGCCGUCGCGCGCGAGGAGCUCUCCUUCCUAUUCGCGGGCAUUGUCAACGCCACUACAUCCACGUUCUGGAUCCUAGUGCAACUAUACGCCGACCCCUCGCUGCUAGCCAGCGUCCGAGAGGAAGUCCAAGCUCUUCUCGAGAACCCCGGACUCGAUUCGUCUUCAGGGCAGUCUAGGCUACACCUCACGGACCUCCGAGACGCCUGCCCCAUUCUCGUGGCCGUGUACCGCGAGUGCUUGCGCCUCGGCUCCGACACCUAUUCCACACGCCUAGUGAAGCAGGACCACAUGCUCGCGAACCAGUAUUUCCUAGCCAAAAACUCGGUAGUUCAGAUCGCAGGCGGCGUCAUCCACGCCGAUAGCCGGAUCUGGGGUGAAGACGUUGAUUCGUUUAACCCUAAGCGCUUCUUAGCCGCCCAAGCAGGGGACGUGGGAGAAGCAAAGGGGGGAAAUGGUGUGGCGGCGAAAGCAAAACAGAACAAUUCAUUCCACCCCGCAGCCUUUCGGGCCUUCGGUGGGGGGAAGACGCUGUGCCCCGGGCGGCACUUCGCCAUGAACGAGAUACUGGCUUUCGUCGCGCUAGUAGUGCUACAAUUUGAUGUGAAACCCGCGCGCGGGGACAAGAUCGAGGUUCCUCGGAAGAACGACGGCGUCUUGCCGGUUCAUAUCCUAGAACCGAUAUGCCCAGUUGAGGUGUUGAUAUCAAGGCGUGAAGAUUCUUUCGCUUGGAAGGCACGGAAUGCCGAGUUUGUCAUGUAGAUGACUAUUGACGUGGAUGGUAUUCUAUCUUAUAAGAGUCUUAAGCUGUUCAUAUGAUGACGAUGGGUAGGUAUAAAUGGGUUAUGCUGAAAGGGAAUGGUUAUAUCGGAAGCAGGUUCGGGUUAUCAGAAUACCUAACGGGCAAGGAGAUGGGUGGUUUCU
Messenger RNA from Annulohypoxylon truncatum, 1975 nucleotides. RefSeq names its product cytochrome P450. The transcript is spliced from 2 exons. The record is from RefSeq and is a predicted model, not a curated record. Gene Ontology annotation, molecular function: heme binding; iron ion binding; oxidoreductase activity, acting on paired donors, with incorporation or reduction of molecular oxygen. The coding region runs from base 188 to 1813 and encodes 541 amino acids. NCBI's taxonomy places the organism in Eukaryota, Fungi, Ascomycota, Sordariomycetes, Xylariales, Hypoxylaceae.